Zophobas morio is the source of this 1042-nucleotide messenger RNA. RefSeq names its product mucin-5AC-like. The record is from RefSeq and is a predicted model, not a curated record. The coding region runs from base 96 to 890 and encodes 264 amino acids. Lineage: Eukaryota; Metazoa; Arthropoda; Insecta; Coleoptera; Tenebrionidae. The transcript has 12 exons.
AAUUCUUUUGUACUUCCCAGCAUUUGAUGGAAAUUGUUGUACAACGCAUAUUGUGAGUUCAUAUUACAUUUAGUGCGUGUUCCACAAUUUAGAAAAUGUCACUCAUCGAUUUAAAAUUUGAAAAAGCAGCUAAAAUUUUAGCAGAAUCGGAAGAUGAAGUCCUGCAAGCGGCGGGACUGAUGGCCUUGAUGCGACUCGAGACCAAAGAUUUGUUCUCUGCCAAAGAUAUGGUCGAGACUUUACAUAGGCGCCUGAAGCAGUUUGAUAAAGAACCCAAACCACUGAUGCCAAUGCGAAUAUUAGUACAGAAUAAAGACACAACACCCAGUCUCAAUACCUCGACAGCAUGGUGUCGUACUGCCUUGCCGGUGGCCACAGCUCAGUCUGUAAAUUCUGCCUCAUUAGAUUUGUUCAGCAGUCCUAAAUCAAGCUGUGAUUCUAAAACUCUGGCUACAACAGUUGAGAAUUCUAAUAUACUUUCUUCAAAUUUGUUCAGCAGUCCUAAAUCAACUUUUGUGUUUAACACCACGCCUACAACAGUUCAGACUGCAAAUACCAUUUUCUCAAGUGUGUUCACUGGUCCUAUAUCAAGUUCUGGUUGUAAUACCACGGCAACAACAAUUCAGUCGGUAAAUGUACUUGGUUCUAGUGUGUUCACUCGUCCAAGUUUUGAUUUAAACAUGACGUCUACAACAACCCAUUCCACAAAUGCCAUUUCUUCGAUUUUAUUGCCCAGUGCCAAAACCAGAGGUGAUCUAACAAAUGCACCCACAGCUACAGUGUCAAAAACUAAUACAACCUCUUUAAGAACAUUUAGUUUAAGUUCAUUUCCGAAAAUUGAGAUGGAACCUGUUGCAACAACAUCUCCAAUGUUAAUCAAUAGGUCGUAAUCUUCUAGACUCUAUUCACCACAUCAGGCAUCCCCGUAGCUACGGGGGGGCAAGAUGGGGCUGAGCCCACCCUAGCAGUUGUGGUUGCCCCCCCUGGAACACUUACACAUUAUAAAUUUCAAAUUAGUAAUAAAAUUUAAAUAUAAUUCCGA